UAUUCCAACAAGUCUCACUGAUGUUGAGUCAAGUCUGGAAAUCACAUUGAAUAAACAUUCGGGUGCUUCAAAGGCAGUUUGGACAGAUAAAGAGCUGAGAAACAAUGGACCGCCCAUGGAUACCAAUCUGAAAAUAAAAUGAAUCUUUUGUUAUUUGCGCCUUGAUGGAUGGUAGGUGAUUCUGUUAAUUAUUUUUAUGUAAUAGAGUUCGCUAUAGAAUUGAUUUUUUUAAUUAUCUCAAUAUCAGAGACAUCGAUAAAUCAUGUUAAUAUCCAUCAUCUAUCAAAUCAAGGACUGUUUAAUGGCUUUAGGAAUCUACAUAAACGAACCAAUCGAGUUGGACAACAGUUGUCGUCAAGGCAUGGCUUACCAGUUUUACAUAUCUAAGUUCCUUCAAAUAAUAAUUAGUAGGAGCAGCCUCCAUGGAGCAUUUCAUAUCACAACAACGAGAAAUACUGUACUAGAAAAAUAUUUAUGGGGAUUUAUAAUGUUGAUGGCGAUCCUAUACUCCAUUUUUUUAAUGGCUUCUUUUUGGAUUCGUUAUCUCACAAAUCCAACUUUGAUAUCUCUUGACCGCAACUAUCACGAGUGGAAUACAACAUUUCCCAGUUUAACUGUUUGCUUCCACGACCGAUUGAACACCACGGCACGUGACAUCGUAAUCCACCGGCUAAAGCCUGAAAAUGCUACCAAAUUCGAAAUGUUCCUGGACCUUCUGGCUGAAACCGAUAUUACUAACAUCAAACAGUUGCAGGAGUAUGAUGAAUACAGCCACAUGGAUAUCAACUCCAUUGUGAAUGAAAUUGUUAAUCAUGUUAACAACCCAGUGACACUAAGCAACGAGGAGGAAUCCACCAUGCAUCGGGUGAUUACUGAACUAGGAAUUUGCUACAGUUUCAAUUCAGCUAUUACCAAAUAUCUAUCAGUUGGAGCAAAUGGGAACAACUUGAUAUCUGAAAAAUUGAUCGAAAUCAGCAUAAUGGAAAGAGAUACGACAGCUUCCUUGAAUAACUUAUCGUCGAAUGCGAAUAUUUACUACCACGGACCAUUCGAGGUGCCUACGUUUCUCAAGCAACUAAUUGUUCCUUAUACGGCCUCCACAUUCCUGCAGAUGUCUUUUAAACCAGUGAUCAUUACCGCUGAUACAACAAUCGAAAACCUUUACGUGCAGCAACGGAACUGUAGAUAUCCUCACGAGUCAAACUUGGAGCUUUUUCCAAUAUUUUACUCUCAUAGCUUGUGCACUUUCGAAUGCAAACUGAAAUUGUUUCUCGUAAAAUGUGGAUGCGUGCCAUAUUUGUAUAAUCUGAGGAGUAAGCCUAAAAUUUAUACUAUUGGAAUACUUGCACUCGAUUUUCACUUUCCAAUUAUUUGUUUUUCAGUCAAUAUUCCUGUUUGUCCUAUGAGAAAACUGGCAUGUAUUUCCGGUAAUUUGGUAAAAAUACAACAGACCGUUGCAUCUUGUGGUUGUCUGAAGGAUUGCAAUUUCAUCAACUUUAUGCUUCAAAGUUAUUUGCUAAUCGAGUGGUUCAACAACCCAUUAAUCAAAUGGGACAUGGUUGUUUCUAAAGUUAGAUAUAGCAGGCGCAUUAUUUUCGAUAUUGCAGAUCUUAUGGUAUCUACUGGAGGAAUAGCAGCAUUAUGCUUUGGUGCUAGUUUUAUCACUAUAGUAGAAAUUGCCUUUUUGAUUGUGAAAAAUACUUUCUUCCCGGGAUAUAACGAGAUAUAAAUCUCUUCUCUACAUAUUCAUGUCUAUAAUUUUUGGCUCAAGUAUUACGAUUUCCUGUAAGUAGCCCAAAUAAAAUAAUAAAACCAAUAAAACCUUGA
Armigeres subalbatus is the source of this 1827-nucleotide messenger RNA. RefSeq names its product pickpocket protein 28-like. Bases 263 to 1729 code for a protein of 488 amino acids. Gene Ontology annotation, molecular function: ligand-gated sodium channel activity. NCBI's taxonomy places the organism in Eukaryota, Metazoa, Arthropoda, Insecta, Diptera, Culicidae. Gene Ontology annotation, biological process: sodium ion transmembrane transport. Gene Ontology annotation, cellular component: plasma membrane. The transcript has 5 exons. The record is from RefSeq and is a predicted model, not a curated record.